Pyrgilauda ruficollis (rufous-necked snowfinch) is the source of this 1851-nucleotide messenger RNA. RefSeq names its product coagulation factor XIII B chain-like. The record is from RefSeq and is a predicted model, not a curated record. NCBI's taxonomy places the organism in Eukaryota, Metazoa, Chordata, Aves, Passeriformes, Passeridae. The transcript has 11 exons. Bases 1 to 1851 code for a protein of 616 amino acids.
AUGAGAUUUAAAAGCUAUUUUAUCUUCCUAGUUAUGGUGUGUUCAAGGAAACUCUUUGCAGAAGAUACACCUUGUGAUUUGCCACUGAUAGAAAAUGGAAACCUUGCCCAGUACUAUUACAGCUUCAGAAGUUACUAUUUCCCUAUGCAUAAAGGAAAAAAGCUCUCCUAUUCUUGUAUGGUUGGUUACACAACUGAAAGUGGGACUCAAGAUGGAAGAAUAACUUGCACAGCAAAAGGAUGGUCUCCAGCGCCACGAUGCUACAGAAAAUGCACCAAGCCUGUCUUAGAAAAUGGCUCUUUUUACAGUACAGAAAUGGACUUCAAAAUCCAUGAGAAAUUGCAAUAUCAAUGUAAUCCAGGCUACCACACCCCAAGUGGUGCUACUGAAGAUACAGUGCAGUGUCAGCCACAAGGAUGGUCCUCCCAGCCAAGCUGUACUAAAACACUUGAGUCGUGCCAGGUGCCCCGGCUGGAGCACGGCAGCUACGCGGGCGCGGCGCGGGAGGUGCGGCUGAACGGGACGCUGCGGCUCCGCACGGCCGGCGGCAGCGCCUCCGAGAGCGCGCCGUGCCUGCGGCUCGGCUGGGCCCGCCCGCCCGGCUGCACCCGGGUGACCUGCUCCGCUUUGAGCGAAGUAGCUCACGGAGGUUUCUAUCCUGUGAAGAAAGCCUAUGAAGAAGGAGAUGUAGUUCACUUUUUCUGUGACAAACAUUAUUCUGUCACUGGAUUUGACUUAAUUCAAUGCUAUAAUUUUGGGUGGUAUCCAGACCCUCCAGUGUGUGAAGAUGUAAAAAAUAAAUGUCCUCCACCACCACUCCCUCAUGGCCAUACCAGCACAGCCAGAAGAACUUAUCAUAAUGGAGACAAAGUUCGUGUACAGUGUACCUUGGCAAGGAGAGGAUCUGAGGAAAUCCAGUGUGAAGGAGGAAAAUGGACAUCCCCCUCUAACUGUAUUGGAGCUGUGGAUAAGCAGGAAUCUGGGACAGCACCACCACCACUCGAGGCAGAUGCAGAAAUAAGGGCAAGCCAGACACAUCCCAAUGAAGAUAUGAUAGAAAUGCAGCAAGACUGUGCUUCUCCACCUGUGGUUAAAAAUGGGGCUGUCCUGGGCCCAUUGCUGGAGAGUUACAAAAAUGGUUCCUGGGUAGAAUAUGGUUGUCAGCAUUACCACUUUCUGGAUGGGCCCAGUACAGUUUAUUGUCACCAUGGAAACUGGACAGAACAACCAACCUGCUUAGAACCAUGUAUGCUGAGUGUAACUGAUAUGGACAGCAACAACUUAACAUUGAAAUGGAGACGGGAAGAAUUAGUGUUCCUCCAUGGAGAUCUCAUAGAGUUUGAAUGUAAACAGGGAUAUAGUUUUCUCCAGACUGCCAUUCCAUCUCCUGGGAGGACACAGUGUGAUCAAGGCAGACUGAAUUAUCCAAAAUGUGUUCUUCAAGCUGCUACAGAAAAAUGUGGCUCUCCACCCUCUAUUGCAAAUGGAUCUCUUACUCUCCCAGCUCUGCCCCAGUAUGACAGUGGUUCUUCAGUUCAGUAUAUUUGCUCUGAGUAUCAUUUUUUGCAAGGCUCUGAGACAAUCUACUGCUCUGAAGGACAAUGGACCUCGCCACCAGUUUGUAUAGAGCCAUGUACUUUGUCAAAAACUGAAAUGGAGAAAAAUAAUGUGCUGCUGCAAGCAUUCUAUGCAGACCAAGUUUACUUUUACCAUGGGGAUUAUGUUGGAUUUUACUGUAAACAGAACCAUUUUGGAGCAGAAUCUGGCACAACUUUAUUUCAAGUACAGUGUGAGAGAGGACAGCUGGCAUAUCCAAGGUGUGUUGAAAGAGGAAAGCAAGAAUGGACUUGA